CUUCAAUCUUCGCCGCUGUAUAGCAAAUCUAUAUAUGGAGUGGUAGGAGAAGUUAACAGCAGAGAUCGAAGGCUUUGAGAUUCCAUGGAGGGGAAGCAUAAGCUGAUGCGAUUCUCAAAUGACUUUUCAAGAAUCAAUUCUUUAGAUGACGAUUGUCUUAUGCACAUCUUCAGCUUCUUAUCGCCAAUUCCAGAUCGGUAUAACACCGCCCUUGUUUGCCACAAAUGGCUUUAUUUGGCAUGUCACCCUCGUCUAUGGCUGCGUGUGGAUCGGACUACUAAAGACUUAUCUCAGCGCGGAGUUUUCCCUGAUAUCAAAAUGGCUGUGUCUGCGGCCAGGCCUGGUGAUACUAUUCUGAUUGCCCCUGGAGGAACUCACCUUGCUUCUGAUAUCCAGAUUGACAAGCCGCUUUGCCUGAUUGGUGGAGGUGAUGUGGCAGAUGAUACAACACUUACAUGUUCACGUGGUGCUGACAGUGCACUGGAGUUCCUCACUACCUGCAAGCUUUCGAACUUGACAGUAAAAGUAGAACUCGGUUGCUGCUUGCUCCACCGAGGUGGUAGGCUGAUUGUUGACGGAUGCAUCCUUCAAUGUGAGUCCAACCCAUUGGACUACCUUUCAUGUGCAAUCAUCAGCACAGCAAAACAACAACCUCAGCCGACAAUCUCUUCUUCCUUAAUUAAGGCGGGACUUGGAGCUGGAGUGUCUGUUUCCAGAACUCGAAUUGAAGCUGGCACUAGCACUAAGGUGGUAUCCACCAAUGGAUCCUUGACUUUGCAGCAUGUUCGAGUUAUUUAUGCGAAAACCUCCGUUUUCUUCUGGUUUAAUGUUGAGCCGCCCCCACUUAUUACUGUAAGGUAGCUUCCAAACCUCAGAUUCUGACAACUUACUUAUCUAUAAUUUAUUGAAAACUGUCUGCGGUUUGUGGUACAAUUGCAGCAGAUUGUUGCGGUUGUUUUUAGUUUAGUCUGUACAAUUUUAUAUUUCUUUUUAGAAUGUUGAUGUUCAUUAUAAGUUAUAACAAUUUGUUGUGUAGUAUCCAACAAUUCCAAUAUGCAAGCAACAUAGACAAUGAAUAGUGUGUUCUAAAGUC
Messenger RNA from Impatiens glandulifera, 1093 nucleotides. Its product is annotated as F-box protein SKIP5. Gene Ontology annotation, molecular function: protein binding. The record is from RefSeq and is a predicted model, not a curated record. The coding region runs from base 85 to 861 and encodes 258 amino acids. The transcript has 5 exons. NCBI's taxonomy places the organism in Eukaryota, Viridiplantae, Streptophyta, Magnoliopsida, Ericales, Balsaminaceae.